AUGGGGAUGCAAGGCCCGCUUAUGGCGCAGGCCCUGGGCCGUUCGCCAUAUGAUGAUGUAGUUCAGGGCGAAGGUGAAGAUGACUCGCGGGUUCCAACCCAGCAGUACGACCAUGGCGGGCGUCCAGUCAAUCCCGACACCAUGAGGAUCAACAGAGACAUCAUCAGAUCACACAACCAGGUGAUGUUUAUCAUCGGCAUCGCAGAGCCCGAAAAUCCGGGCCCUGAAGUAGACUUGCAGAGACGGCAUGGUAUGUACGAAGAAGCUAUUGGCCUUAAAUUGGCAUCAUCAGCAAAACGCUGCGUGGAAGCGGUUGGAGUUUUUGGUAUCAACGGCCUUAGAGACCGGAUUCUGAUCUAUAAACGAUACUCCAAGAUCCCGUUUUGGGAGCUUUAUCAGCAGGCGCGUCGCGAUUUCUCAUUUUCUAGAGAUAUCUUCCCUGGCGCUCCGGCAAACCUUUUGUCGAACUACAUUGAGUUCUCAGUCGCCCGGCUUUGGCUUGGCGAACAAGAAAAGCUUGGUGCCAGGCGUUUUGUCCACGAAGCCUGGUCGUACAUUCGCGUUCACUUAGAGUUACAUAUAUCACUACAAAGGCUUGGCCUAAUACCGAGCCACCAAUGGCUACCCAGCCCGUCCUUUUUCAUUCCUUUUACAGAAUCGUCGCCCAUCGUUGCCCCACCUCCUCUUGAAGGCUUUGGAGUUUCUUCGGUUUUGCAAUGGCUAGGCGGUCUGCUCAUAUGUAAUGCCCCAUUCCUCGUCUUUGUCAUGACUCAAAGAAUGGUUCGCGAUUGGAAGCCACAUAUAUGGGCUGAGACUUUCAAGCGCCUGCCGAGCACCGUAUUUCAUGGCAAAACAAUCCCUCAAGCUCCACCGUCGAUAUCACAAUCUUUCGCAAACGAGGCUACUAGCGAGAUCCAUUCUAAUGAAGGAGGAACGCCUGUUGCGCCUGUGGAGAGCCAACUCCCAACUGACACUAGCAAUGCAGAUGCUGUGCGUAGGCCAAGUAUAUUUUCGGCGAGAGGGGAUGAUUAUGGGAGCGAUGAAGAGGACAAUGAUGGCAUAAGGGCCACUCUUAUCAGCUUUGAUGUGGAGGCAACCGAAUCGACUGAUGCACCUCAGGGCUUAUGGAGUGCCGAAUUAAGGCCAAGCGUUGCUAAUACGGACUCGAGGGCCUCUAUCAGCUCUCAACCUACAUACCUGGAUACGCUUCUCACACAAAUACCAGCGCUCCUGGCGUCGCACAUGCUGUCUAAUUCGAUAACACGGCUCCUAAUGACUCCUUAUGAUGCAACAGCCCUACGUCUAGUGGCCCGGGCGUUCUGCUUGCGAAAUGGCUUACCCUGCGAAGAUAUAUGCCAAACAAACCUGCUGAGCGGCCUCUCUUGGACGUCAGCCAUGAAUUAUUUGUGGACUGAGUUCAUUCAUCUCCUUCUUACUACAGAAGUUUGGGCUGUUUUCACUGGCCUCUCUCAAUGGUACCACUUUUCGGAAGAGGAGUGGGCUGCCGAAGAAGCUAAGACAUAG
This is a messenger RNA of Trichoderma asperellum CBS 433.97, 1524 nucleotides long. RefSeq lists its product as uncharacterized. The record is from RefSeq and is a predicted model, not a curated record. NCBI's taxonomy places the organism in Eukaryota, Fungi, Ascomycota, Sordariomycetes, Hypocreales, Hypocreaceae.